This is a messenger RNA of Macrosteles quadrilineatus (aster leafhopper), 1704 nucleotides long. RefSeq lists its product as uncharacterized. The record is from RefSeq and is a predicted model, not a curated record. Lineage: Eukaryota; Metazoa; Arthropoda; Insecta; Hemiptera; Cicadellidae. The coding region runs from base 1 to 1704 and encodes 567 amino acids. Gene Ontology annotation, biological process: DNA integration. Gene Ontology annotation, molecular function: nucleic acid binding. The transcript is spliced from 2 exons.
AUGUUGGAUAAAGGUGUUAUCGUGAGAGUAGACACUCCGACUGACUGGUGUUCACCUCUUGUCAUUGUCCCUAAAAAGGACAAUUCAAUAAGACUUUGCGUAGAUUUUACUAAACUUAAUGAGAGUGUGAAACGAGAACUAUAUCCUGUGUCUUCUGUAGACUACACUCUGGGACAAUUAGAUGGUGCUAAGGUGUUCUCGAAACUAGAUGCUAACUCGGCGGAUUCCUCGUCAUACGGUAUUGGAGUUGCACUACUUCAGCUUCAAGAAGAUGGAACUAAACGUCCUGUGGCCUAUGCUUCGAGAAGUUUGACAUCAGCCGAACGUAAUUGGGCUCAAAUAGAAAAAGAAGCUCUAGCGAUUGCAUGGGGGUGUGAACGAUUUGAACACCUCAUUUUAGGGUUGCAUUUGCAUAUUGAGACAGACCAUAAGCCCUUGCUCUCCAUAUUCAAGAUAAAGGACUUGGACAAUAUUACUCCCAGGCUUCAGAGAAUACGACUCCGACUGAUGAGAUAUACAUAUGAUAUUACCUACACGCCCGGUAAACAGUUGAUUUUGGCUGAUGCACUGUCUCGAGACACAGAGAACUCUGAAGAAGAAUGGGAACUUACAGAGGAAAUCCUUGCAUAUAUACAAAAUAUUGACACUACUCUACCAUCAGUUUCGGAUGAAAAGUUGCGAGAAAUAAAUCAAGAAACCAUGAAAGAUGAAACUCUAAAACAUGUGUCUCAGUAUUGUGUGAAAGGUUGGCCGGAAAAAUCUAAGAUUCCAGAGGAUGUAUUGCCCUACUGGUAUCAUAGAGAAGAUAUAAGUGAGCAAAAUGGUAUACUUCUCUUUGGAAGUCGUAUUAUAAUACCAAAUUCUCUAAGAGCUAAUGUACUAAGAAGUAUUCAUGAAGGACAUCAAGGCAUAACAAAAUGUAGAUCUUUUGCAAAAUUGACUGUGUGGUGGCCUCGUCUUUCUCAACAAAUCAAAGAACUAGUAGAAAAUUGCAAGAUAUGUGCAGAAAAUCGUGCUACGAGAGCAGAGCCGCUGAUACCAACCCCUUACCCGGACAGACCUUGGCAAAUAGUGGGGGCCGAUUUGCUGAAGUGCAAAGGUCACUGGUAUCUCUUAAUCUCAGACUAUUAUUCCAGGUUUAUGGAAAUUGCUAGACUAAAUGACUUAAAAAUGGGCACUAUUGUGACAUAUACAAAGUCCAUCUUCGCACGUCAUGGUGUACCUGAGACAGUGAGAGCAGACUGUGGUUCUCAAUUUGACUGCUGUCAAUUCAAACAACUUGGUCGUGAUUAUGGAUUUAAAUUGAUUACAUCAAGCCCAAAAUUUCCACAAAGCAACGGCUUCAUCGAAGCGCAAGUAAAAAACUUUAAGUACCACUUAGAAAAAAGUGAUGAUCCCUACAAAAUGCUACUUAUGUUAAGAGCAACCCCUCUAGAAAAUGGGAAAAGUCCAGCGGAAUUACUUUUCGGGAGAAGGAUCCGCACUUAUGUUCCAAUAAUGUCUGAUCAACUAAGACCCUAUCUGGUAGACGCUGAAAAGUUAAGGGAAAAGGAAGAAGCAAGAAUUGAUUGUCAAAAGAUUUAUUUUGACAAAAGACAUAGAGUCAAAGAAUUGCCUACUCUACCUGAUGGAGCUCAAGUCCAUAUAAAGGACAGGAAUCAAGGAAGAACUAUAUUAAACAUCCUGCACCUCGAUCCUAUAUAA